Messenger RNA from Anastrepha ludens (Mexican fruit fly), 3375 nucleotides. It is a transcript of the gene Awh, whose product is annotated as LIM/homeobox protein Awh. Gene Ontology annotation, cellular component: nucleus. The record is from RefSeq and is a predicted model, not a curated record. The coding region runs from base 1016 to 1843 and encodes 275 amino acids. Gene Ontology annotation, biological process: neuron differentiation; regulation of transcription by RNA polymerase II. The transcript is spliced from 6 exons. NCBI's taxonomy places the organism in Eukaryota, Metazoa, Arthropoda, Insecta, Diptera, Tephritidae. Gene Ontology annotation, molecular function: DNA-binding transcription factor activity, RNA polymerase II-specific; RNA polymerase II transcription regulatory region sequence-specific DNA binding.
GCAGAGCCACACUCAAGAACACGUAUGGGAACUCGAUCUGCUUCGGCGGCAACAGUUCAGCUUUGCGUCACUCAAUACGUUUACCGCAGCGGCAUCACAUCAGUUUAUCGUGCGGUCUUGCGGUGUAAUGACGUCUUGAGCCGAUUUGCUGUUGGCUGCUGAUAUUGACGCCUUCAAUGAGGUGUUUCGUUUAGUGCUUACUGAAUGUGCUCGGAUUAUGUACGGCGCUGCGCGUCAUCAACACAUCGAAUAACAUCAAUUUUUUCACUAUUCGUUUACAUGCUUACUUUAUACCAAACAUAUGUAAGCAUCUCGUAUUUCACCUGCUUACCGACGGAAAAAUGUAAUGAUCGCUUAUCAAUUGUGUUUUGUUGAUAACUGUGGUAAACGGAUAUGUACGUGUGCGCGCCUAUCAAGCAAAUAAAACUGCACGUUUAUUCAUGAGCAGUGUUUAAAAUUUAGCACUCGUAAGCAUCGGAUAUUUUUUUCAUUAAAGUUCCUAUGUGAGGAUAUGUGUGUUUUUAAGUGACUACCAGCCAAAAGUAGUUAAUAACAGCAGAUUUACAUAAAUAGCGCAACAACUAAAAUUACUUUAGCGAAUUUCAUGCAUUCGCUUAUUUGGCCUGUAUUGCUGUCAUUUAAAAAUAAAAAAAUAUUGAAAAUGUUAAACCUCAGUACUGUGUAAAUGAAUGCUCCAAAAUGAGCUAGUAAAUGUUUUUAAUAAAACACAUUAAUGAAGCUAUUAUGCAUAUAUGUACAUACAUACAUGUAUUGCAAAAACCAACCAAGAAUUUAAUAAAAUUAUCAAACAAUUUAUUUUAAAGAAUUGAAACAAAAGCGAAACAUACAACUAAACUGUAUAUGUGUGAGUUGAUACCCACAACACACAGAACUUACGCCCAAAGCCAUAACAAUUACACAUUCGCAGACACUUCGCGAAAUUGUUGUGGGCAGGAAUUUUUAUUUCUUUCUCACGCUGGGAUUAAAAACCGCCAAAAUUGUGGAGGCACUUAAAAUGAAGACUGAGCUGCGUUCAUGCGCGGCGUGUGGGGAGCCAAUCUCGGAUAGGUUUUUUCUUGAGGUUGGCGGUUGCUCAUGGCAUGCCACCUGCUUGCGGUGUUGCAUCUGCCAGUGUCCGCUCGACAGACAACAAUCGUGUUUCAUCCGCGAACGACAAGUCUAUUGCAAGGCGGAUUAUGGCAAACACUUCGGCGCAAAAUGCUCAAAAUGUUGUCGUGGCAUAUCCGCCUCAGAUUGGGUGCGUCGCGCGCGUGACCUUGUCUUCCACUUGGCAUGUUUUGCGUGCGAUCAGUGCGGGCGACAACUCUCCACCGGCGAACAAUUUGCUCUGAUCGAUGAUCGGGUGCUGUGUAAGGCGCAUUACCUGGAAACGGUUGAAGGUGGCACCACUUCAAGUGACGACGGCUGUGAUGGUGAUGGUUAUCACAAGAGUAAAACGAAACGUGUGCGUACCACCUUCACCGAGGAACAAUUGCAGGUGCUGCAGGCCAACUUUCAGAUCGACAGUAAUCCGGAUGGGCAGGAUUUGGAGCGCAUCGCAUCGGUGACCGGUCUUAGUAAGCGUGUAACGCAAGUUUGGUUUCAAAAUUCGCGAGCGCGACAGAAAAAACAUAUUCAUGCUGGUAAGAAUAAAAUGCGUGAACCCGAAGGAAGCUCAUUUGCCCGCCAUAUUAACCUGCAGUUAACGUAUUCAUUUCAGAAUAACGCCCAGAAUCCCAUGCACUUGAAUGGCAACUCAAAGGGAUUAUAUCCAACGCAUGAGUCUUCCAUGGAUGAGCUCUCACAGGACUCCAGCGUACAUUGCAUGCAAAGUGAAGUGUGACUGGGGCAUUUGAACCACCAUUGAAGCGGACCCAUGUCUACAUAUAUUGGUGGAAUCGGAAGCACACACACACAUGCGCAUACUUGACGUACACAGGGCAAUAUUUGUGUAUAAAAACCCCACGCAGUGGAAACUAAAACCCAGUAAAGAUAAAAACAAAUUUAACGGAAAAAAACGUCCUACCCUAGUCAAAAUUAUAAAACAAACUGUAAUCAAAUUAACUACACAUUUGUGCAUACAUACAUAUGUGCCCGUGAGUGCAAAAGGAAAACGUCCAAAAAUGUUAAAUUUUACAAGAAAUUGGUAAGCAAAGCGAACACCUAAAUUGCCCUAAACUUAUCUCGAAACGCAAUCCGAAAUAAUUUUCCUGCAGAGGUGUUAGUGAAAAAAAUUUUAUGAUUUUUUUUUGUAAUUAGAACACUGCACUUCUUUAAAAAAUAUAUAUAAAACGCUUAGAUAACAAGACAGUAUACAAAUUACAAGAGCAACUCAAAUCAAUUAUAAUUUUAGGCUUAGAAAAAAUUCUUCAUAAUAACAGCUAAAAAAAUUAUAAUAACACUUAAAAGUAAACUGCACGUAAACAAUUCAACUGAAUGCUUUUGGUACCCAUCAAAAUAUCUACUCUCAAAGUGUAGUAGUCCAUGCGCAUGCGCCGGGCAGCGGCUGCAUUUAUUUCAAAAAUUAGCUAAGUUCAACACUCCUUUAAUGACUUAAGAUUUUAUUAGAAUUUACGUUAAAUCAAUUUUAGUUGUUAAGUUUAGCAAAACAAGCAAUUCAGCCCACAAAGAUUGCAUAUAUACAUACAUUCAUAUAUGUAUUGGUAAAAGCAUGUGUACAUAUACAAAAUUUAUAUAUGUAUGCCCCUGUAUAUAAGAUUCUGCUCGCACCUAAAACACAUUUUCAUUAAAAAAAUUACACACACACGGACACAUUCCUUACCUGGGUAAAUUUAAGUUUGUACAUAAAUACAAAGAUGCGCUAUUUUUUUGCGUAAUACUGGCUAAUUUUUUUUCGCUUCUAAGUGUAAAUUUUAAUUUUUCUCAGCAUUCGGACUUAUCCUGAAUUCCAAUAUUCCCAUAAAUUGCAAAAAAACUUGGGAACAUAUUUUGCCACAUUAUUCUGCUUUUGCAUUGAAAUUUUUGGCACCGAUUUAAUCGUAUGGAGCUCACGAUAAGGCCGAUUUUCUUUUUAAAUCUCAUAUGUGUCCAUAGGUAUAUGUACGUACUUCAUUCGUAACCUCUUCACUAAGCCAACCUAUUAUUGUAUGUAUAAAUAUGUACAGGCGUAUGUACGCGUGUAUCAACCUUCACUUCUUAUCGCCUUUUAAAUAAACUACCAUAAGCUAUUGUAAAAUAUUUAACUAAACACAUACAUACAUAUUUAUGUGAACUAAUUAUAAUAUAAAAAUUGUUAUUGUUUAUUUCUUGUUUUUUAAAUUUGUAAACAAAUAAAAAUGCUCUAAAUUAUAUUUCAGUUAUACUGCAUAAAAAAGUAUCCAAUAUGUAUUAGAAAUAUGAAAUGUAAAUAGAAUA